Molecule: messenger RNA, 1298 nt
Organism: Leptosomus discolor (cuckoo roller)
Lineage: Eukaryota; Metazoa; Chordata; Aves; Leptosomiformes; Leptosomidae
Source: RefSeq, a predicted model, not a curated record
AUGGAAGCUACAGACAAAAUCGACUGAACCUCACAACACUUUUGGUACAACCAAUUUCUGCAGUGCUUGCCAAAAAACUUGUUUCCUUACCUGAGGACACGGUACAAAAAGAUAGGUGUAUACCCCUCCAGCUGCCAGCUACAGGCAAAAAAAUAAUCAGUUUGAGUAUUCAAUCGGUCACAACUUACAAGAAAAUUUCUAAUGUUAUCGGAUAUUUAAAAGGCACCACAUUCCCUGACAGAUAUGUCAUCAUUGGUAGCCGUCACAAUGGUUUGAAUACUUAUGGUGGACAAGAAUGGGCCAGUAGCACUGCUAUCAUCACAGCAUUUAUACAAACCUUGAUGUUGAAGGUUAAGAGGGGCUGGAGACCUGACCGGACCAUCGUUUUCUGCUCGUGGGGAGGAACAUCCUUUGGGAACAUUGGGUCAUAUGAAUGGGCAGAGGGUCUCAGGAGAGUUCUUCAAAGAAAUGUUGUGGCUUACGUUAGCCUCCAUAAUCCAAUCAAAGGCAACUCAACUUUACACCCUGUUGCAUCCCCUUCUCUUCAGCAACUGGCAGCAGAGAGCCAGAGCUUCAACUGUGUGGAAAAGACUAGAUGUCCAAGAUCCAAUGUCAGUUCUGUGCAGAUACAGGGAGACUCAGAUUAUUUCAUCAACCAUCUUGGAGUACCUGCCACGCAGUUUUCUUAUGAGGACAUCAAAACAUCAGAGAAUUCUAGCUUUCUCUCCGAAGCUAUUUUUCCUGUAUAUACAACAAAAACUGAAGAGCUGGAUCCCUCCUUUAGCCUGCAUGAGACCAUUGCAAAGCUAACAGGACAAGUGACUUUGCAAAUUGCCAAUGAACCAGUUUUGCCGUUUAAUGCCCUCGACAUCGCAUUAGAAGUUCAGAACAGUCUUAAAGGUGAUGAAGUAGACGUUCCUCAGUUGCUUACAGUGGCAUCACGUCUGAGGGACACCGCAGAGUUGUUCCAAUCGGAUGAGAUGCGCCCAGCUAAUGACCCCAAGGAGCGAGCUCCUGUCAGAGUCAGGAUGCUCAAUGAUGUGCUACAGAGCUUGGAGAAAAGCUUCCUGGUUCAUCGAGCUCCUCCAGGACUUUACAGAAAUAUCCUUUACAGACUAGAUGAAAGGACAAGCCAGUUUUCAGUACUGCUAGAGGCACUGGAGCACUGGAAACUACAUCAGUCAAAUGAGACCCUUCAAGCAGCCUUGUCAGAGGUGCUGAACAGCAUCAAUUCAGCUCAGGUUUACUUCAAAGCAGGACUUGAUGUGUUUGAGACUACCUUAGCUGGAAAGAAAUGA